Sardina pilchardus (European sardine) is the source of this 3995-nucleotide messenger RNA. It is a transcript of the gene msh3, whose product is annotated as mutS homolog 3 (E. coli). Gene Ontology annotation, cellular component: nucleus. Gene Ontology annotation, biological process: mitotic recombination; somatic recombination of immunoglobulin gene segments; mismatch repair. Gene Ontology annotation, molecular function: mismatched DNA binding; ATP binding; ATP-dependent DNA damage sensor activity. The record is from RefSeq and is a predicted model, not a curated record. Lineage: Eukaryota; Metazoa; Chordata; Actinopteri; Clupeiformes; Clupeidae.
AGCUUCUCCACGGAUCGCUUUUACUAUUUUUAAAAGUAGUGUCUUGUAUCAGAUGUUGCGUAUUUGACACUAAUGUUCUUUGCAAGAAAUUAAUUUCCAUGAAUUCCUAAAAAUGCAUGCAAGGUUUGCUGUCGUAAAGUCCAAACAGAGUAAGAAUAAAGCUAAUGUACAGACGUCCAUCAGUAAAUUCUUUGCUGGAGUUAACAAGAAAUCAGAAGGCGACAGUGCAAAUAAAUCUGGGAUUAAUCCGAAUAAUCUUCACCUUGGGAUUGGAUUGAAGAAGAAACACUGUGAGGAUGGAGUCGAGUCUCCAGGGAAGCGAGCCAAGUUGUCCCAUUAUGGAGAGCUGGAGAGUAUGGACACAGAAGCCAGCCCCAGUGACAGUGCCAGAGAAGACCCAAAACCUCACACGUCCAGAAGUAGCCUUUCGUGCACCACCCUGGAAAGACUGAAAGGCUUCAGUUGUCCCGGUACAGUGCAGAGCAAUGGACCAGAGGCACCAGAGGCAGACAGGUCAGAAACAUCAUGUGGUGGGGUACUUGUUGGCAACAGCAGAAAGCCAGCAGACAGCCCCACAAACACUAACACAGAUAUGCCAGGUGGAGAGGAGGAAGAGGAGGGAAACAAGCAAAAACAGGCCAAGGGAUUCAGCUUCAGUCAGUUCACGAAAGCUGGUGGCACUGCCACCAAGAAGAGUGCCCCUGAAGUGAGUGCCCCCAAUAAGAGAACUAAGAGCAUCUACACCCCUCUGGAGCAGCAGUUCCUGGAGAUCAAAGAACAGCACAAGGACACACUUCUGUGCGUGGAGUGUGGCUACAAGUACAGGUUCUUCGGAGAAGAUGCAGAGAUUGCUGCCAAAGAGCUGAACAUCUUCUGCCAUAUGGAUCACAACUUCAUGACCGCCAGCAUCCCUACCCAUCGGCUGUUUGUUCAUGUUCGUCGUCUGGUCUCCAAGGGACACAAGGUGGGUGUUGUGAAGCAGACCGAGACCUCGGCCAUCAAAGCGGUGGGUGCCAACAAGAGUUCUCUCUUCACCCGCCAACUCACUGCCCUCUACACCAAGUCCACCCUGGUGGGGGAAGAUGUGAACCCUCUCCUGAAGCUGGGGGACCUGGCGGACGCUGAGGAUGUGGUGCAGGAAGCCCCCAACAACUACCUCAUGUGUGUGUAUGAGACCUGGGACAAGCAGACCAAGGAGCUUAUCGUGGGUGUCGUGGUGGUCCAGCCUACCAUUGGAGACCUGAUGGUGGACUGCUUCACAGACAAUGCUUCCCGCUCCGAGCUGGAGUCCAGAGUGCUGCGGAUUCAGCCCGUGGAGAUCCUGGUGCCGUCCGACCUCUCUGAGCAGACUGAGAGGCUGCUGCGCAACAUCUCCCUUGCCAGCGUGCAGGAGGAUGACCGGCUUCGUGUGGAGCGACGCGAGAGCUUCCAGUUUGAGUAUGGCGCGGCCAUGAACACGGUGAAGGACUUUUACUCGGACCCAUCUCAUCAAAGCCAGGAUGGGAAAGAAAAGGGAGUUUACUCAUAUUACGACCUGGAGCGACCCAUCAUCUGCUGCCUUGGUCCGAUCAUCCAGUACCUGACUGAGUUUAAGCUGGAGCGAGUCCUGCUCUGCAGCAGAUCCUUCAAACGCCUUUCAUCUGAGACGGAAGGCAUGGUCCUCAAUGCCACCACCCUCAAGAAUCUGGAGGUGCUCAGCAACCAGACUACAGGUGCUGUGAAGGGGAGUCUGCUGUGGGUGCUUGACCACACCCAGACAGCGUUUGGGAAGAGGCUGAUGAAGAAAUGGGUGACGCAGCCCCUCAAAUCAGUUCAGGAGAUCCGGGACAGACAGGACGUCGUGGCUGAAAUCCUCUCCUCCGACUCCAGCGUCGUGCCCAGCAUCGUGUCCCUGCUGAAACGGCUUCCCGACCUGGAGAGGGGCAUCUGCAGCAUCUACCACAAAAAGUGCUCCACACAGGAGUUCUACCUCAUCAGCAGCACGCUUGCGCGCCUUGCCUGUGAGCUCCAGUCGCUGGCUCCGCUCGCCCAGUCCCAGCUCCACUCCAGCCUACUCCAGAGCCUCGUGCUGGGCCUGCCGCAGCUGCUGGCCCCCGCCAAAGACUUCCUCCGGGUGCUCAACGAGGCCGCCGCCAAGAAAGGGGACAAGACUGAGCUUUUUGCAGACCUGACGGACUUCCCUCUGAUUCGUGAGAGGAAAGCAGAGAUUCAGUCGACCCUGCAAGAGAUCCUGGAGCACCGACGAGAGGUUCGUCUCCUUCUGAGCAGCCCAGCUCUGGACUACGUGACUGUCUCUGGACAGGAGUUCCUGAUUGAGGUGAAGAACUCCAUGUCAUCUAAAGUGCCAGGCGACUGGAGCAAAAUCAGCAGCACAAAGGUCGUGGGACGCUACCACUCUCCCUUCAUCGUGGAGAAGCACCGCCAGCUCCUGCGGCUCCGAGAGCAGCUGGUUAUUGACUGCGGCCGCGAGUGGAUCAACUUUCUGCAUUUGUUUGGGGAGCACUACUACAUUCUGAGGAAAGCCGUGUGUCACCUAGCAACCGUGGACUGCCUCAUCUCAUUGGCGCAGGUUGCUAAAGAAAACAAUUACUGCAGGCCUGAGGUGCUGGAAGAGCAGCGUCAGAUCGUGAUCCGAGAGGGCCGGCACCCAGUGAUUGAUGUCCUGCUGGGCGAACAGGAUCAGUAUGUGCCCAACGACACGCAGCUGCAGGGCGAGGAGAAGCGCACCAUGAUCAUCACAGGGCCCAACAUGGGAGGGAAGAGCUCCUACAUUCGCCAGGUGGCCCUCAUCACCAUCAUGGCCCAGCUGGGCUCAUUCGUCCCGGCCCAGGAGGCCUCCAUAGGGGUUGUGGACGGCAUCUACACCAGGAUGGGGGCCUCGGACAACAUCUCGAGGGGGCGGAGCACUUUCAUGGAGGAGCUCGUGGAGGCCUCGGAGAUUCUGGCCCGGGCGACAUCUCGCUCCCUGGUCAUCCUGGACGAGCUUGGCCGUGGGACCAGCACGCACGAUGGCAUCGCCAUUGCCUAUGCCACCCUGCAGUUCUUCAUCAAAAAUGUUAAAUCCCUGACCUUGUUUGUGACUCACUACCCCCCUCUGUGUGAGCUGGAGAGACUCUACCCAGAAAAUGUUGGGAACUACCACAUGUCCUUCCUCCUAAACGAAACCAACGACACAGAUGACGAGGGGGAGGUGCAGCCCGAAUUCAUCACCUUCCUGUAUCAGCUGACGGAGGGAGCUGCCGGCCGGAGCUACGGGCUGAACGUCGCACGCCUGGCCGCCAUCCCAGAGUCCAUCCUCAGGACCGCCGCGCUCAAGUCCAAGGAACUGGAGGCCAUCGUGGACGCCAGGAGGAGGAACGUGAAGCUGUUAUCAGACGUCUGGAACAUCACUGACAAAGAAACAUUAGCUGAAUGGAUGCAGUCAAACGUUUGAAUACCCGUGGACUGUCCUGUAGGUCUUGAUGGCCUGUCCAUUCAGGCAGGUCUUGCUGCUCUAGACUGUAGUACCAAAAUAAACAUUUGGGAUUUGUCAUCACCGUAAACAUCCUCAACAAAAUGGUGUGCACUGUUGACCCACUAGUUCUUUCAUGUUAAUGGUGCUUUUAGGGCUGUUUUCACAGCUCUGUAUAAACUCUGUAUCAAAGUGGACUCCUGUAGAUUCUCUACUGUUGUCAUCAGUUUGAAAACAGGCAGUUGUGUGCAUGCAUCAUCACACGGCAGGGUGCCCCAGGUUGAAGCUAAAUUUUAAUGGCGUAUUAAAACGUUAAUGUUUGCUCCAUUUAUUUUUGUUUCUUUCCACGUCGUUUGGUAAAUUGUAUUCUUAGUUUAAGAUCAAACAUUUAUAUGGUAGAUUGUUUCACUGUCGUCUGAUUAAUUCAGUACCUGAACUGUAAAACAAGGGUCCCCAGGUGCCUGUUGUUGAACUGUGUAUGCAUUUUCCUAAUCACUGAAAAUUGAAACAUAACACUGCUCUCAGGAAUAAACUGCAGUACUGA